This is a messenger RNA of Molossus molossus (Pallas's mastiff bat), 2423 nucleotides long. It is a transcript of the gene RALB, whose product is annotated as RAS like proto-oncogene B. The transcript has 6 exons. NCBI's taxonomy places the organism in Eukaryota, Metazoa, Chordata, Mammalia, Chiroptera, Molossidae. Gene Ontology annotation, biological process: Ras protein signal transduction. The coding region runs from base 293 to 913 and encodes 206 amino acids. Gene Ontology annotation, cellular component: plasma membrane. Gene Ontology annotation, molecular function: GTP binding; GTPase activity; GDP binding. The record is from RefSeq and is a predicted model, not a curated record.
CAUCCCCAUAAAAACAGGAAAGGAUUGGUGGCCAGUUUUUUAUUGUGAAUUCAUUUAUCCUGUUAUCAGGAGAGGCUUUUAGCUAACAUGGAAAGAUCUCACGAUUCAAGUCCAGGUGACGUUGAGAGUACGUUUAUUAAAGCUGGGGACAGUGAGACAGGGAAGGCUUCAGGUAGAAGAGGCAAGACCAUCGCAGCAGGAGUGAGCCCAGGAGGAGCUGCCGUUGGAGAGUCCAGCCGAGCUCUUCAACUGGGUCUUCAGUCGUGUGUGGCAACCUCAGCAAACCGGCAGGAUGGCUGCAAACAAGAGUAAGAGCCAGAGCUCCUUGGCCCUCCACAAGGUGAUCAUGGUUGGCAGUGGAGGGGUUGGCAAGUCGGCCCUGACGCUUCAGUUCAUGUACGAUGAGUUUGUAGAAGACUAUGAACCUACCAAAGCUGACAGUUACAGAAAGAAGGUGGUUCUCGACGGAGAGGAAGUGCAGAUCGACAUUCUGGACACGGCGGGGCAGGAGGACUACGCGGCCAUCCGCGACAACUACUUCCGCAGCGGGGAGGGCUUCCUCCUGGUCUUCUCCAUCACGGAGCACGAGUCGUUCGCGGCCACGGCCGAGUUCAGGGAACAGAUCCUCCGCGUUAAGGCUGAAGAAGAUAAAAUUCCAUUGCUUGUGGUGGGAAACAAGUCGGACUUGGAGGAGCGGAGGCAGGUGCCGGUGGAGGAGGCGCGGAGCAAGGCGGAGGAGUGGGGCGUGCAGUACGUGGAGACCUCCGCCAAGACGCGGGCCAACGUGGACAAGGUGUUCUUUGAUCUAAUGAGAGAAAUCAGAGCAAAGAAGAUGUCAGAGAACAAGGACAAGAAUGGCAAGAAAAGCAGCAAGAACAAGAAAAGUUUUAAAGAAAGAUGUUGCUUACUGUGAAUGCCACGGGGGCGGUGCAGUCCGCUGCACGAGGGACGGGGUCGUUCAGAGAGACUGUAGCCCGCUUCUUGGUGUUCUCCCUGCUCACCCAACCUCAUCCACGCAGACUUCAAAUGGGGCAAUACUGUGAGUCGGUGGCAGAAGAAAUAAGUCCUCGACCUUGCAGUGGACCAGCCCUGGUCAGGAGGUUCGGAGGCCCCUUCCUCCUCCGUCCCCUCCCUCCCUCCGGACGUUUGACCACGUGUGCAGUGCUGGCGGCAGGACAGUCCACUGUUAAUUAACACGAAAGAGGACUGGCAGCAUCCUAUCCCCCCACCCCGUUUCACAGCAUUAGCACCUUUUGUCUUGAAAUGAAAACAUUUUAUUUUAUUAGGUGUUGGGAGGAGGGCUGGGGUACGACUUCCCCAGCCCUUGUCGGCUUCACAGUAGCGCUCAGAAAACCCGUUCAGCCCCACGACACACGGCGCAGACUUAGUGCCCGGGGGUUGAAGCGCUGCUAACAAGUCGAUUUGAGUUGGGCCAGACAGGUCAAUACCAAGCUCAUAAACCCUUCUCACCUAUGAGAAAUGAAAGUUGUGUUCUUUGCAUUGAAACAUUGGCCAAUGCUGUCUUGUUGGCUGUUUCCUCCUGUGGCGCCCUGGUUUUGGGGAGGACUUCUUUUUAAUGGCCUGGAUGAGGACUCAAGAGGGGCAUACUUUAUCAAUGGUGCACUUUUCUCAUAGAUUAAAAACAAAUUCUUUUGCUAAAUGCUUUCCUAAUUGCUAGUCCUAUGGUUAUGCUCCUCGUCUCCACUCGUAACCCACACAUUGUGUCCUGAGAAGGUGUGUGCGUGUGGGCACGGAGGGCUCCUGAGGCGAGGAGAGUUCUGGGGAACGCGGUGAGCGCGCCGCAUUCUGAGACCACCGAGCCAGACGUCCCGCGGCCUGCCUGCAGUGGCUCGUAACUCUGAAUUGAAAUCGGGAGAAGUUGGGAAGGAUAAGCCAUUGCUCCUUUACCUCUGAGAACUGGCUGCUGUUUCUGUCAUUUUAUUUUUCUGAGACAGCCAUACACUUAGUUAGAAAAAGACUCUUAUGGGUGAGAGAUUGUUCAUCUUCCUUGAGUCCGUAUUCUAACUUCGGCAGUCAGGAGAUCUUCCGUCAGGGAAGGGGUGCUGUCGUCAAAGCCCAGUGUUCACAUUUCCCCCCAUUUUCCAGAAGUGACAUUUCACACAUAGGUGCCAAAAGUGAUGGGGGUGGGGAGAGCAGGAACCUUUGAAUUUAUGGUUACUAUAGAAAUUGUGGAAAUUAUGAUCUGACUGGAAAACAGUCUUGUAUAACUUCCCAAAGAAUCUUGGACUUUUGAAUUAAAAAAAAGCGAAUACACUUUUUUUAGGAUUUCAGCCUUCUUACUUUGUCCUUUUGUCAUAUAUGUGAAAUGCAGGUAUUAAAUUGACGGUAAGUUAGUCAUUAUCCUUGUUUGAUGUUCUACAAUAUCCGACAAACUUUAUUUCAAUUCAUCCUUUGAACUGGAC